GCGCCCCGCGCCCGGCAGUGGCGGCCGCCCCGUCGGCGCCGCGGCGCGCCCGCGGAGGGGCGGCGCUGGGGGCGGCGGCUCGGCGGCGGCAACUUUUGGGAGCCGGCGGCGGCGGCGGCGGCAGCGCGGAGGCUGCGCGGGGGAUGGCGGCGCUGAGGCGGCGGCGCUGAGGCAGCGGCGGCGCGAUGCCGGCGGCGGCCGGGGGGCUGCUGUGGUGGAGCUGCUGCGUGCUGGCGGCGGCGGCCGGGGCCCCGCGGGCCGCCGCGGCGGCGCAGGCAGUGUGUGCUGGCACCGAGAACAAGCUGAGCUCCCUCUCUGACCUGGAGCAGCAGUAUCGGGCCCUGCGCAAGUACUAUGAGAACUGCGAGGUAGUUAUGGGCAACCUGGAAAUCACCAGCAUUGAGCACAACCGAGACCUCUCCUUCCUGCGGUCUAUCAGAGAAGUCACAGGCUAUGUUUUGGUGGCUUUGAAUCAGUUUGAAUACCUGCCAUUGGAGAACCUGCGCAUCGUUCGUGGGACCAAACUCUAUGAAGAGCGAUAUGCUUUGGCGAUAUUUCUUAACUACAGAAAGGACGGUAACUUUGGACUCAGGGAACUUGGCUUGAAGAACUUGACAGAAAUACUGAAUGGAGGGGUGUAUGUUGGCCAGAACAAAUUCCUUUGCUUCGCAGACACCAUUCAUUGGCAGGAUAUCGUGCGUAACCCCUGGGCCUCCAACUUCACUUUGGUUCCAACGAAUGGCAGCUCAGGAUGUGGUCGAUGCCACAAGUCCUGCACAGGCCGAUGCUGGGGACCCACAGAGAAUCACUGCCAGACCUUAACGAAGACAGUGUGUGCAGAGCAGUGUGAUGGACGGUGCUAUGGGCCCUACGUCAGUGACUGCUGCCACCGGGAAUGCGCUGGAGGCUGUUCUGGACCUAAAGACACUGAUUGCUUUGCCUGUAUGAAUUUCAAUGAUAGUGGUGCAUGUGUCACGCAGUGCCCCCAGACUUUUGUAUACAAUCCUACCACCUUCCAACUGGAGCAUAAUCACAAUGCCAAGUACACCUAUGGGGCUUUUUGUGUCAAAAAGUGCCCACACAACUUUGUGGUGGAUUCUAGCUCUUGUGUCCGUGCAUGUCCGAGCUCCAAGAUGGAGGUUGAAGAAAAUGGUAUUAAGAUGUGCAAGCCCUGCACAGACAUUUGUCCUAAAGCAUGUGAUGGCAUUGGAACAGGGAGUUUAGUGUCAGCUCAGACAGUGGAUUCCAGCAACAUCGACAAGUUCAUAAACUGUACCAAGAUCAACGGCAACCUUAUCUUCCUUGUUACUGGGAUUCAUGGAGACCCGUAUCACACAAUUGCUGCAAUCAAUCCAGAGAAAUUAAACAUCUUCCAAACAGUGAGAGAGAUAACAGGGUAUUUGAACAUACAGUCGUGGCCUGAGAAUAUGACAGAUUUCAGGGUGUUUUCUAACUUGGUUACUAUCGGUGGAAGAGCUCUCUAUAGUGGCCUUUCCUUACUCAUCCUAAAGCAACAAGGCAUUACCUCUCUGCAGUUUCAGUCCUUGAAGCAAAUCAGUGCUGGCAACAUCUACAUAACAGACAACAGCAAUUUGUGCUACUACCACACUGUCAACUGGACUAGCCUCUUCAGCACACCCAGUCAAAAAACAGUGAUUCAUCGAAAUAAAAAGGCAGAGAACUGCACUGCUGACGGAAUGGUGUGUAAUGAAUUAUGCUCAAGUGAUGGCUGCUGGGGGCCAGGGCCAGACCAGUGUCUCUCCUGCAAGCGCUUCAUCAGGGGAAGGACCUGCAUAGACUCUUGUAACCUCUAUGAUGGGGAAUUUCGAGAAUUUGCAAAUGGUUCUGUCUGCGUGGAGUGUGAUCCCCAGUGUGAAAAGAUGGAAGAAAACAUGAUCACGUGCUAUGGGCCGGGUCCUGACCACUGCACAAAGUGUUUCCAUUUUAAGGAUGGUCCAAACUGUGUGGAAAAAUGUCCUGAUGGCUUACAGGGGGCCAACAGCUUUAUUUUCAAAUACGCUGAUGAAGAUCGUGAGUGUCAUCCGUGUCAUCCAAACUGCACCCAAGGGUGUAGAGGUCCCGCUAGUCAUGACUGCAUUUACUAUCCAUGGACACGACAGUCCACUUUACCACAACAUGCUAGAACCCCUCUGAUUGCUGCGGGAGUUAUUGGCGGCCUCUUCAUCAUCGUCAUUGUGGGGCUGACAUUUGCCGUGUAUGUUCGGCGCAAAAGCAUUAAAAAGAAGCGAGCAUUGCGAAGAUUCCUGGAGACUGAGCUUGUGGAACCCUUGACUCCAAGUGGAACAGCACCCAAUCAAGCACAGCUUCGUAUCCUGAAAGAAACUGAGCUGAAAAGAGUCAAGGUUCUUGGCUCUGGAGCCUUUGGAACUGUAUACAAGGGUAUUUGGGUCCCUGAGGGAGAAACCGUAAAGAUUCCUGUGGCCAUUAAGAUCCUUAAUGAGACCACUGGUCCAAAAGCCAAUGUGGAGUUUAUGGAUGAAGCUCUUAUCAUGGCCAGUAUGGACCAUCCACACCUGGUGAGACUCCUGGGUGUUUGCUUGAGCCCAACUAUUCAGCUAGUCACUCAGCUGAUGCCUCAUGGCUGCCUGUUGGAUUAUGUUCAUGAACAUAAGGAUAAUAUUGGCUCCCAGCUUCUGCUAAAUUGGUGUGUCCAAAUAGCUAAGGGAAUGAUGUACCUGGAAGAGAGGAGACUUGUCCACCGAGACUUGGCAGCCCGUAAUGUCUUGGUGAAAUCACCAAACCAUGUGAAGAUCACUGACUUUGGCUUGGCCAGGCUUUUGGAAGGGGAUGAAAAGGAGUAUAAUGCUGAUGGAGGGAAGAUGCCAAUUAAGUGGAUGGCUCUGGAGUGCAUACACUACAGGAAAUUUACCCAUCAGAGUGAUGUUUGGAGCUAUGGGGUCACUAUCUGGGAACUUAUGACUUUUGGUGGGAAGCCAUACGAUGGAAUCCCAACUCGAGAGAUCCCUGACCUCUUGGAGAAGGGAGAGCGGUUGCCUCAACCUCCAAUCUGCACUAUUGAUGUUUAUAUGGUGAUGGUGAAGUGCUGGAUGAUUGAUGCAGACAGUCGGCCAAAAUUCAAGGAGCUGGCUGCUGAAUUCUCUAGAAUGGCUCGAGACCCUCAGAGAUACCUAGUAAUUCAGGGAGAUGAUCGUAUGAAGCUCCCAAGCCCAAAUGACAGCAAGUUCUUCCAAAACCUUCUUGAUGAGGAAGACCUGGAAGAUAUGAUGGAUGCUGAAGAGUAUCUUGUUCCUCAAGCCUUCAACAUCCCUCCUCCCAUCUACACCUCCAGGACAAGAAUUGAUUCCAACAGGAACCAGUUUGUGUAUAGAGAUGGUGGCUAUGCUGCAGAAGUGCCGAUGCCAUACAGAGCUCCUGGCUGCAUAAUACCAGAAGCACCAGUUGCUCAAGGGGCCACUGCUGAGAUCUUUGAAGACACCUGCUGUAAUGGCACACUACGGAAACAAGUGGCAACCUUGUCAAAAGAGGACAGCAGCACCCAGAGGUACAGCGCUGAUCCCACAGUCUUCAUACCCGAGCGGGUCGUGCGAGGAGAGCUGGAUGAGGAUGGCUACAUGACGCCGAUGCGAGACAAACCUAAAACAGAUUACCUAAACCCUGUGGAAGAGAACCCAUUUGUUUCCCGACGAAAGAAUGGAGAUCUCCAAGCUGUGGACAACCCAGAGUAUCACAACGCUCCGAACGGGCAGCCCAAAGCAGAGGAUGAGUACGUGAACGAGCCGUUGUACCUCAACACUUUUGCAAACACCUUGGAAAAUGCUGAGUACCUGAAGAACAAUUUGCCGGAGAAAGCCAAGAAGGCCUUUGACAACCCAGACUACUGGAACCACAGCCUGCCCCCACGAAGCACCCUCCAGCACCCGGACUACCUGCAAGAGUACAGCACAAAAUACUUUUACAAACAGAAUGGACGGAUCCGGCCCAUUGUGGCAGAGAAUCCUGAAUACCUCUCCGAGUUCUCCCUGAAGCCUGGCACUGUGCUGCCCCCGCCGCCCUACAGACACCGAAAUACAGUGGUGUAGUGACCGCGGUCUUACGGAAGUGGAAAGGCAACCCCUUCUAGCUGCCUCACGCUUUCUCUCUCGCUCUCCUUUUCUCUCUCUCCCCUCCCUCCCUGUCUUUCUCCCAUGAGCUUCCUCUUCUUGCCAGUUCACUCAUUUUUGAUAUUUCUAAGUGAAAGGAUGUCUUGGAGUUGUUUGCAGAUUGGGUUGGGAACCUGGAAGGAAGGAAGGAAGGAAAGAGACUGAAAGAAGGCGUGUACGAUCUGGCAUUUCUCACUUUCCGCAGAUGCGGAGGUUCCAAUGGUCAGAGAAGCCAGACAGUACCAGUAAAGGCCAAUGGCAGUGUUGCCUGCUGUUCAGCUAGUUCUCAGCAAUUCGUCAGACACUAGGGAAAGCCACAGAGAGGCUGUUUCUUUCAGCAGGAACUGAUGAGAGUCUGUACAGCAUUUCUGGAAAUCUCAGUGCAGUUUCCAUUGGGGGAAAAAUGGACAAUUUUUAUAUCAUGUGUGAUAGCAUAGUAAUUGAGAUUGAGAAUCCAAUUUCUUUCUCUAACACUUUCUAUCCCACCAACUGAAAAUGGCUAACCUGGCUUUUCGUAAUCGUUCAGAUCUUCAUCGUGGCUUUCCAAGAAAUGAUGAUGUGACUCUAAUGUAUGGCAAAACCCUUUUUCUGAGCCACACCAUGAUUUUGUGCCAAUUCCUAACCACAGAGACUCCCGCUCAGAACUGGUACACGACACGACCAUUUUUGUAUAUGUGCCAACGUGACAAACACUUUAAACACAAAAACCCUUUCAGAAGAGAGUAACAAAACCACGCCUCCAACAUGUUCUUUUUGAAGCUAAAAGACAGGCCAAGAAACCAAGAUUUGUAUGCAAAAAGCAUUGCUUUCCUCUUUUGUACCUGCUGACUAUAAAUACAUAAUAAGACCUAAACAAAUUCUUCCCUCUUUUUCUUCUUCGUGAUCAUGAAGGGAGUUGAGGAUGCUGUCAGGCAACACUGAGGACAAGAUGGAGAACUGGAGAGUUUGAUAUGGGUCAUGAAGUCUGCUGGUGCUCUGUGGGGUGGUGGUGGGAAGGGUCCUUUAAACUGGAAGACAGACACUGGACUGGAGAAAACGCACAUAGCGGUUCACUGGAAAGUUAGUUUGCACUUAUGCUCCGAUUUUAUUUGAACUGUUUUCUGGAUUUUGAAUGAAGCAAUAUGGAAGUGACCAGCAAAAUGUUAAUUUUAAAUUAAAAAAGAAUUAAUUAUAUGUAAAGGAUGACUGUGGGAAUGCCAAAAUGAAGCAAAUCAAGUCUUUGGAACAAUGUCUACCAGUUCUGAGAGGCCAUUGCAUUGACUGCUUCAGAGAAUACAGUGACAGAGCAAGCAGCUCUUACUGCUGCCAUGUGAAGGACAGCAGAGCAAGCUCUGAAAGGGAUUGGAGGAGACAAAUGGCCUGUUCUGGCUUGCAGCACAGUACGGAGUACGUUUUUCUAAAAGGAGGAUUACUCUGGCAGAGAAGGCGGUGCAUAUGGGGUUUGAGAAGUCAAAAUGUGCAUGACUUGCAGAGUUUUCCAUCAAAAAUGCAAGUGUAUUCAGGCCAGCUUGAACCAGCAGGGGCAGAUGUUAAACCUCUAAACCGAGUACGUGGCUGAAGAGUCUGAAAACAACAAGAACAAGUACAGAUCUUUGAAGCUAUUAAAAGGAGACGUUGGGUCAAGUGGUACCAAGGUGGUUUCUGAUGGCAGAACAAAAUGACCAGCAGACCAGUAAAGUGGGAUAGAUGGUUACAAAAACAUCAUGCAUCUGGGAGGCCUUGCCUCCUCCUGGUGCCCUCCCAUAAGGCCUCAAGAUCUUGGCAGGAGACAGAGGCGGGGGGCAGGAGGGCACAGGGGAGUGGUAUGAGGUCCUGGAGACACCACUCCAGGGAAGAUUUGCCCACGGUAGUGCUCACAGGGUGUUGUCUGAAGCACAGACAAAGGUCUGCCAGGUUGGGAUGCACUUGCCAAGCUGCCUGGAGACAAAGACCGGCAGAGGAUCAUGGAUGUCCUGUUUCAGCGCAGAACAAGCUCGGGUACAUAGGUAGGUAGAGAAAGGGGGUGAUUGGUCCCUGAGCAGGUCUUGUAACAGAGUAACUCCUAAUGGAGAAAAAAAUAAAAUUAAAUCCUGGUACAGCUUAUGCGUUUGAAUUCAAAGAGGUGCACUCAAAGGCUGCUGGGGCAGAAGCGGGCACACCACCAGACCCGGAGGGAUGGUGCUGGGAUGUAGCGGCUCACGGGAGGUGAGGCCCGUUUGUUUCUCUGGUAAUUAAGUAGUACUGGUGUUGGAAACAAGCCCAUCAAAUAAUCAGAAUGUAAAUAAUUGUCUUUUUUAACAUUUUAACAUUUUGUUUCUUAAAAAAACUUGAAUUAUUUAUUCAUUCUAAUUGUUGACUGUGGGUGUGAUGUAACAUAUCAAGUGGCAUGGAAAUGCAGCGGUUCCUUGUGGUGAGGCAGCGUGAAGGCCAGAACGGGAGCUGCCUUACGCUGGGGCUGUGACACGCAGCCAGGCUGAGCUCUGCUGAGCCCUGCUAGCUGUGCCUUCAACAGCAGAGGGAUAACAGAGGGUUAACGAGCGCAGUAGUUCGUGAUGGUGGGAAACUCAACAGACUGCAGCUUCACUAGUGGGCAUUUUUUUUCCCUGAGCUUCUGGUUUGAGUUGCAGCUGCCAGCAGCGGCCCUUAGGUUCCCCGCUGUGCCAGCAGUUGACCUGUGUUGCACUGUGUGGGCCUGCGUGGUGCUGAGGCGUCUGGUUAGCUGCUCCUUUUCCCUGCUGGGGGUGGCAGUCUUCGGAAGACAGCCCAUAAUUCUGCACGCUUCCUCCAGAAGAGUUAGAGGAGCUGUUCUGAGCUCCUUUGGCAGAUUUUUGUCUCUUUGCCAAAGGAAGUUUCACCGUGGUUAAAGAAAAAAAGUAAAACCGAGAGCAGAGCUGUUUGGCUGCUUUAAUCUGAUCAGCAGAAAUACCUGGCUGGCCCCAGAUCCUGUGUUUGCCUUAGGGGGUAUAGCUGCUGCUUUGGUGAAAGAAGUCAGGCAAAUGCACGCGGCAGAAUCAUGGCAAACAUUCAACUGUAUUGUGUUGUAAAAGAUGAGGGUCAGGCUUUUUAAUGAGUAAUUACAGGUUUGGGGGGAAAGCAGAUCUUUCGGAACGCAAACUGCAUUCUGUCAGCACAAAGCAGUAGCUGAGAGCAUCAGCAGAAGCGUGUUGUCUGGGUGUAAUUAAUUCUCUAGUUCUACAAUGGUAUCUGUGCAUAGCACUGUCAGUUUUUAUGGAUUUUAUACUGUAGUCUCCUAUUUGUAAACGUUUUCCUUUCCCAUAUCGUAGCCUGUGCAGCAGAAGAGCAGUGACUAACUUUUCAAGAGCAGGUAUCCGAGUGUGUAUCAGCCUUUGUUCAAAGCACAAAGCAACGCACUAAAUGAAAGACAGCAACAGCUUAUUUUUUCCUAAUCUCUUUCAGUGAUACUUGUCUUGGAUGUUAUUAUCUACCUGAGGGUUAUUUCAAACAGAUAUGAAUGCUGGAUCUGAUUGACUUGCUGUAACAUAAUUGACUGAAACCAACUACUUUUUAAGUUUCCUUCUUCAGCUCUUUUCAUUUUUUUUCUUUUUGUGCAAAAUAGCCAGGAGGGAUUCUUACAUUGCCAUUCACUCAGAUGUAGCGGAGUAUUUACAACUUGCUUUCGAACAGGUCAUCUCUCACAGGUAGCAAGCAAUGGAAAUAAAUCGGAGCGACUAUCAGCAGUAAGAGCCACCGGGUGGGUCUGUUUCAGGUUCCUUAAGCUCAGCCCAGGAAUGCUUUUCUGUGUACAAAGAAAGGUUGCGUUAACCCUGGUUGAACCACUCGGUAGAAAACGCAUUUCUUGACUGCAGGAAUUGUAAGCAAUGAUCUUGUUCCAAUUAUUUCCUGAAUUAAUGGGGAAAUACCUGUCUUUUCCUGUCCCGCAGCUGGUAACUCCAGAGGCUGCAUGCAAAGGGCACCUGUGUAGAUGUGGUGCUGGGGCAGGGCAGCCUGUACAUGUGCCACCGAUCUGAUACCAGUUUCCACUAAAGAUCUGAAAGGGAGCUAUAGGGCAGUGUUUCCCGCCAUGCCCCAUCCUCAGACACCACUAAUCCCAGCCUAGAAGUAAAGAAAAUGGCAACUCUGAAAGCCCAGCUUGUCCCUGGUGCUCUGUGGAGCCAUUCUUUCCAUAGCUACAGAUACAUCUGGGCAGUAUGGAUGAGAAAUACUAGCUGUGAGGUCCGUCAGCCUAGAAAUAUAGCUUGGGAGGAGUGGGGUUUUUUUUCUGAUGAUGGACCUCUAUGGAGAACUCCGAUACUAAAGAAAAUGUUUAUUUUUUUCCUGCCGGGUCUGUGUAGGUGUCCUGUAUCGUGGUAGCAGCUAAAGGAAUGACGGGAUUAUUUGGGCCAGUGAGAUGAGGAGACUGGCACAAGUCAGAAUUAGGCUGUUGGUCAUGUAAUUCCCCAGGAUGACUGAAGGCAUCCUCCUGGUCAGCCCUACUGCUUCUGGGAGCCCUCUGCACCCUCCACAGGCAUCGUGUUAUGCAAGGUAACUGCAGCACCCACGUGCGCACACGCACAGACACUCGCACCCUCUGUCUGCUGACCCUUGUAGAGAGAGGGAAUGGGAGGAACAUAAAUGCUCUGGGGACUGACGGCUGAGGCAUUGCUUACUUGUCAGGAUGGAUUUUCCCUCACUUCGCACAACUGGCGUAUCGGGGCUUCCACCCUUAUUUCCCAGUCACAUUGAAGGCUGGUCAACUUGAGGAUGACUGGUGGAACAGAGGCAUGAACCAGUGCCAGGCCUCCAGUUAUCAGUCACCUCUUUGGCUUUUAAAAAGCACAAAAGGUGGUGUUACUUACAGUUACGUGGGCUAUGCAUCCUUCGUUUCUAGCUCUGUCACUUGCAAUAUUUUUAUUCCCAUGGAUCUUAGACCUCUGCUGCUGACAAAGCAGUUCAUCUGUAGUUAUAUAAAAUAGUGGAUUUGGGUUCAAAUUCGUUUUUAGAAAGCCAAGACUGUGUGGGGUGGGGUUGGUUGGCUGUAAUAGUCACACUCCAUCCCAUGCAAGGAGCUGCAAUCGUCUCACAGGGCAGCCUCUGUGCAGCGUUGCUGUGCUCACAAGCUUCCCCCUCUUUUUCUUUUCUGGCUCUUGCUAUGCGUUACACAGGUAGAAAAGGUCACUGUUACAAAUGGAGCUUUCAGAUUGGGAAUAAAUAACAGAAAUAAAGCUCUGUGUUAGAAGCAUGACUUCAAAUAUCUAAAAAAAAAUCACGUCUCCACCUUUGUUUUAAUUUUGUUUCAGCACAAGGUCAUUUUUCUGUACCGUUGUGUGGAUUAGUACGUUGUUAUGCUGGUAGGCUCGUUGCUCUUGGGAAAAUUACGGACAGGGAAGGCACUGUCAUCAGUGGCACUGCAGUGGUGGCUGGGAUCUGCCUGUAGGUUUGGAGGACACAGAGCACAUUUCAGGGGAGGCUUGUGGGUGUUCAGGUCUGACUGAUGGUGGUGGGACUUGCCUGAACUGCAGCCAAGCACAUCUCCUAACCAGAGCCAGAGCAAAGAGGUGCAUCCACCCAAGGCAUCCUCCAGCUGGAGCCUGUGCCGACAAGCCAGGAAAAGGUGUGAGGGAGAAACCUAAGGAUGUUAUCCUGACUAGGAAACAAGUCAGAGCUGCUUUUUUUUCUCCUUUUUUGUUAUUUAAUUUUGAGAGCGAGCUUUGUGGACCUUGGUAGGGAGGGGGUUUAUGGGGAGAUUUGUAAGGUGUUACACAGUCUGAGUAAUUAUGUCCCAGUUCUUCUCCCCUCUCCAAUAAAAAAGCCAUGGAAUCAUGCUCCAGACAUGUUGUGGAUGAAACCAACAGGGCAAGGGUGCAUCCCGCACAGCACCCUCUUGCUGAUGGCUCAGGUGUGACCAGGGCACACGCAUACACUGAGCCAUCGGCUGUCACUGCCGUGCGUGCUGUUUGCCAGUGGUUUGGUCCCCGCAGCACCACCGUCCCCGUGUCCUGCCCAACCUUUGAGCCCUCUUAGGGAGAAAACACUGUAUUGCCCAUAGCACUCCGAAGACUAAACCCUUUUGGGAUAACCACAGUAAUAAACUGUGAAUGGUAUUUUAUAAGUAAGUGUAGAUAUGUAUGCCGUUCUUUUGAGGUAAGGUACUAUGACAUAUGUAGCAUAAACUGGUACUGCUGUUAAAUGGGUCGAUUAUUAACUGAGCAGCUGUGUAAGGGGUAGCUAACUUUGAAUGCACUAAACCACUGUUCCUUUGAAGAUGAGGACUGAAGGUAGCUGCUGGGUACUUACUUGUGGUUUUAUGGUUGGCUAUGUUAAGUGAAAAAUGCAGGUCGAUGAAGGCAUAUAAUUUUUUAUAGCAUUUGUUCGGUAAUUGGUACACAUUUGAUACAUUAUUCACAAUGGUUUAAAUCCUUUUUUUUUUUUUUUUGCCCAGGUUUUGCAAUUUCCCCAAAUAUUGUAUGUUGGAAUUUCUAAAGAGUUAGCAGCCUUAGAGUAGGAAGGGGAAAUGGAGGGGGAAAAGAAGUCUCUUCCUAAAACCAGAGAUAUCCAAAAUGUAUUUCCUGACUUGGUCAUCUUGAAGUAUUGACUUUUUUCUUUUAUGAUGAGGCUCAGAUACCCAAGCCUGGAUGAUGACAUUGCUGUUCCCUUAAAAUCAAAGGCUGAGCCCCACCUGGGAGGUGAUACAGGGAUGGGACAGCGCCGUGGCGCAGGGGCGGCUGCCUCCAUGGGCCACGCUCACUGCAGGCAGCCCGGCCACCUACCCGGGGUGGGCGAGAGGCAGAGGUGGGGAGGGUCUGGGGUUCAGCCAAUUAUCCAUGUUCUCAAAGUGCAAAGAGACAAAACAACAAUACUUCUGCCUUAUGAAGUACCUUCAGAAGAAGAGAAGCAUCAGCGUGUUGGGGAAGUCACUCGUUUCUUGCAAAGUGAUGCAUUCAGAGUUAGCUGCCUUUCUGAAACAAAAAUUAAAAAAAUACAAAAACUACUGUAUGUUACUUUGAAAAUGUGAAUAGUAUUUUUAUAGCUUGUUAAAGACACAGCUAGUUGCAUUUGUAAAUAAGGAUAAUGUUGCUUUUAUUUUCCUUGUGGACACCAUUAUUUGGAACAUAAUUGUCCUUAGGGUUGAUUUGUAUAUAGGUAAUUUGCUUGUGAUUUAAGCCACUCCUCCCCUUUUCUUCCUCUCCCUUCCCACCCUCUGGUUUUGGUUAGAAGUACCAUUUUUGGCAUUCUGUGUGAUUCUGUGUUUUAGCACUAUUGUGGUGUGUUCAGACUUUCUGCACUUGCUUACACAGUAGGGUAUGCCAAUUGUGUGUGGCGUAAUGUUACUUUAACCUUUUGUUUCUCAUAUUUUAGCUAUCGAGGAUUAUACACUGUUAAAAUACUUACUGACCUGGGUUAAUAUUAGGUAUAUAUUUUAGCAUAAUUUCCCUUCUUUUCAUUGUUUCUUGUUUUUUCUUUUUUUCCUUCCCUCCCCUUUUGUCUUGUUUGGAGGCUGGGGAGAAACCUGUGGAUCUUCUCUUUGUGUGGUUAUACUUCCCCCUCAUCCCCCGUGUGCAGUCCCGAGUUUCUCCUCAUGGUCCCUGGGGUAGAGCUUUAUCUGUUUGUUAAGGCAAAUGUAGACCGCGACCCACCUUGCAUCAACCCAUGCUCAUCCCAGCUGAACAAUUUGAAAACUGUUCUGCCUUUUUGUUACAUGAAUCUGUCAGAAAUAUAUUUUUAAUUUAAUAUAAAUGAAAUUCAAUAAAAUACGAAACAAAG
Messenger RNA from Falco peregrinus (peregrine falcon), 11822 nucleotides. It is a transcript of the gene ERBB4, whose product is annotated as erb-b2 receptor tyrosine kinase 4. NCBI's taxonomy places the organism in Eukaryota, Metazoa, Chordata, Aves, Falconiformes, Falconidae. Gene Ontology annotation, molecular function: ATP binding; transmembrane receptor protein tyrosine kinase activity; epidermal growth factor receptor binding. Bases 186 to 4061 code for a protein of 1291 amino acids. Gene Ontology annotation, cellular component: basal plasma membrane; signaling receptor complex. The record is from RefSeq and is a predicted model, not a curated record. The transcript has 28 exons. Gene Ontology annotation, biological process: protein phosphorylation; positive regulation of cell population proliferation; multicellular organism development.